ACUUUAUUUGAAAGUAUUAUUAAUCCAGAAAUCUAUCAAUCUUAUAUACCGAAUCAUGUUCAUUUUCAUCAAAAUUCAAAUAAUCCUACAUAUCAAGAAAUGAAUUCUAUACAUCAUAAUUCAACAAUGAAUAUUCCAAAAUCUAAUUCAAAAUUGAAUCAUUCAUUUAAACAAUUCAAUAUGUCUUCUUCACCAUCAUCAACCGCUUCAUUUAAAUCAAAUCAAAAUGAACCAUGUAAAAUGACAUAUCAAAAUCUUUUAGAAAUAAAUCGUAUUAAAAAUGCUAAAAAUAAUUAUGAACGAUUAGGGAUUAGUAUGACAGCUAGUAGCGAAGAAAUUCAAAAAGCAUUUCGUCGUUUAGCCUUUAUUGUACAUCCUGAUAAAAAUAAUACUCCAGGCAGUGAAGAAGCUUUCAAAAUAUUGGUAAAAGCAAAAGAUUCUUUACUUUCAUUAUCAAAUGGAUCCAGUUGGUUCAGUUCUAAAGUUUAAUUGUAGCGAAUGUUUUGUUUUCCUCAUAAUAAUUUGUU
Schistosoma curassoni is the source of this 527-nucleotide messenger RNA. Lineage: Eukaryota; Metazoa; Platyhelminthes; Trematoda; Strigeidida; Schistosomatidae. The record is from the annotation of a GenBank genome assembly.